Molecule: messenger RNA, 740 nt
Organism: Homarus americanus (American lobster)
Lineage: Eukaryota; Metazoa; Arthropoda; Malacostraca; Decapoda; Nephropidae
Product: circumsporozoite protein-like
Exons: 2
Coding region: 256-738 (160 amino acids)
Source: RefSeq, a predicted model, not a curated record
GCCAGGAGAAGCACGAAGACUCUACCUCCACCUGGUGAUACGAGAGAGGUAUAGCAGCUACAACAACAACAACAACAAUAACAACUACUACUACCACUACAUCAAAAACAACUACAAUACCAGCGAUAGCAACAACAACAACAACAAUAACAACUACUACAACAAUAACAACUACAGCACCAGCGUCUACAGUACAUCAAAAACAAUAAUUCCAACCAUUAAAACUGUAAUAACAACAGCAACGAAAAAAGCACAAUGUCGGCGUCUACUUCAGCAACAGCCAACCCACGUGUGGAUAAGCUUAAUUACGUGUCUACGAGUAGAUGUAUGGAUGAUAGUGAAUUUAUGGAUGCAAUUGGAUGUUUAAAUAAGGAUGGAUGUGUGGAUGAGGUUGGGUACUUGGAUAAGAGGGAGUCCAGUGGAUAUACCAAUGACAAAGUGGAAGGGAAUGGAUUAAGUGGACAAGUGGAGGAUAACGGACAUGUGGAAGUGGACAGAGCAAGUAGCCAAGUGGAAGUGGACAGAGCAAGUGGCCAAAUGGAAGUGGACAGAGCAAGUGGCCAAGUGGAAGUGGACAGAGCAAGUAGCCAAGUGGAAGUGGACAGAGCAAGUAGCCAAGUGGAAGUGGACAGAGCAAGUGGCCAAGUGGAAGUGGACAGAGCAAGUGGCCAAGUGGAAGUGGACAGAGCAAGUAGCCAAGUGGAAGUGGACAGAGCAAGUGGCCAAGUGGAAGGAUGAUC